AUGAAAGGAGUACGAAGGGGAUGGUCAGAAUGCAUCGAAAGAACAGCACAAUCAAUCAUGAUCACAUCAAUCGAUCGAUCAUUUGAUCAUCAUUCCGAUGGAGAACAUCAAGCAAUACCGAUUUGUCGAAAGCGGGCCAGAACAUUGACGGGUGAUAGUGGGAAAAGGUUUUGUCAGGUGAGUCAAGACGAAUCUUUCUUGUCCACCGAAUGGAUCGAUGAGGAAAAACGGGGGCUCGAAAAAGCCGCUUCGGCAGAGAUUUUGGAGAACUUUGGUGAUGAAAAGAUCCCAUCAACUUCGAGAGCCCAAAAUCCAGCUCUGAACGAUGAGACUCUUGCCGUAAAGCGGAAAAAUUUUUCGGAAAGUCGACGAAAGAAAGUUUUACAAAGAAUUCAAAGGCCAAAUUCAGCCCUUUCCAUGACACCGAUUCGUUGCAAAACACCAAAUUCGAUAAAAGAGAUUGAAAAUGUGAUGAUUGAAUCAUCAGCAAAGGAGAACAUUCAUUUAAUGAGGAAUCUUCAAGAAAUCUUGACAAAAACAAAUCCUCAACCACAGAAUCGAACCUUAGAUCUACCGCCUUCAAUAAGUCAACGAUUUUCGAGAUCAAACCUAAAGAAACGAUCGGAUAGUAUGGGAAAUGAGGAACAAGAUGAGGGAAUCAAAGUGAAACAGUGCAGAAGAGAGAGGAGAAACUCCUCAGCACCGGCUGUCCAGAAUCGUCUAAUGCGUCGCAGAAAUGCCAUGUAUUUGCUGGUGAAAAAAAUUGAGACUCCGCCUACUUCGUCGGAUGAAUUUAUUGAAGAGCUUUUUUGCGAUCCGACAUCUGAUGAUGAGCAAAUAAUAAAAAAUCAUUGCUCAUUUGACGAAUAUCGACAUCCAUCUAUGAAAUUUGAAUGGGGAAUUGAUGGAGAUGAAGAAAAAGAUGAGGAAGAAAGGGAAGUUGAUGAGGAAGUGAUGGAGGUCGCAUGCGGCGAUGGGAAAGAGGUCAGAUUUCUG
Molecule: messenger RNA, 996 nt
Organism: Mesorhabditis belari
Lineage: Eukaryota; Metazoa; Nematoda; Chromadorea; Rhabditida; Rhabditidae
Source: the annotation of a GenBank genome assembly